Molecule: messenger RNA, 1713 nt
Organism: Lottia gigantea (owl limpet)
Lineage: Eukaryota; Metazoa; Mollusca; Gastropoda; Lottiidae
Exons: 12
Coding region: 1-1713 (570 amino acids)
Cellular component (GO): cytoplasm
Molecular function (GO): nucleic acid binding; ATP binding
Source: RefSeq, a predicted model, not a curated record
AUGACGAAAUCUACUGGGGUCCCCAGCGAAGAGUCGAAGCAACUGAUAGAGGCUAUGAAACCAAAACUUAAAAAGAAUCUGGAACCAUCUGAAAUUCUAAAAACUUUAAAAGGCUUUGAUCGAGAAACGCACGAAAAUAUAGUUGGUACAGAGAUUUUAGGUGAUAGAGAAGGAGCAGUCGACCAUCUCAUAGACGCUGUUCUUAAACAAAAUAUCGUUGGGGAAUUUUUUCAGGUCCUGAGACAGACAGGAUAUUUGGAUGAUGGGGACGAAUUGAAAGUACCAGAUGAGACCAUUGAUGUAUAUAGUCCUGCUAGUGGACCGACUGAUCAAGGACAAGAUCUUCCUAUUCAAGGUGAUACCUCACGAUCCGAGGGAGAUGAAGAUGCGAAUGGUUUUUCGGAUGAGGAAGAGGAGAUGGAAGCAUCGGAAAAUGCAGAUGAACUGCCUAUGCGGAAAUAUCAAUAUGAACUGAGCCAAGCCGCCAUUGAAGGAGAAAACACAAUCAUCUGUGCUCCUACUGGAUCAGGAAAAACUCGUGUUGCUCUGUAUAUUGUCCGAAAGCAUCUUAGCGACAUGUCUCAUGGAGGAAAGAAGAAAAUAGUAUUUUUAGCAAGAACCACACUUUUAGUGAAUCAACAGGCUAAAACGUUCCGGAAACAUUUACCUCCGGAAUACAGUGAUAAGGUCUGUGAUGUAACAGGAGAGAGUGGGUUCUCCACGCAGCUGCACACGGCGUUUGAUUUCUAUAAUAUUGUUGUUCUGACGCCUCAGAUAUUAGACAACAAUCUUAAAGAUGGAAAGAUAAAAUCGUUGAGCGAGUUUUCUCUACUGAUACUGGAUGAAUGUCAUCAUACUCGGAAAGGAGAACCUUAUAAUAAUCUGAUGAAGAAAUAUCUGAAAGCCAAAAAUGCGAGAGAAGAUGGGCUUCCUCAGAUUAUCGGGCUGACAGCAUCCCUUGGUGUAGAAAAAGCAACAACAGUUGGAGAGGCGACGAUCAGCAUUUUAAAACUCUGUGCCAAUCUGGAUGUCGAAAAACUCUCAACUGUAACAGUUCAUAAAGAGGAGUUAGAAAGAACCGUUCCUAAACCUGAUGAAAGAAGAGUCAAGUUACAUGGAAGUCGAUGUGACGAAGCUAGAGACCAAAUUCACGACACUAUGUUAAAAAUAGAAAACCACUUAGACGAGGCCGUGUUGACACUGAGAGAUCGUGGAAUAAGUGCAUUGAAAAAAAAGCGACCAUCAAACCUAAACAGUCAGAGUUAUGGUCAGUGGGCGGUGAAAAUAAAACGAUCCACCAUGGAAAUCAUCGGACAGACAGAGGAGGCAAAGGCGUUAACACGUACUAUAAUUGUUACUGCUAGGCAACUAGAGGUGUACAAUGCUUCAAUGGAUAUCCACGACCUGGUGAGGUUAUCUGAUGUUUUAGAAUAUCUAGAGCGAAACCUGACAGACAACCUGGAAAAAGAUAAACAUUUCCCCGUGGAAGAUGAGUUAUCAAAAUAUUUUACAGGCCUGAAAUUAAAUUUACGAAAAAUUGCCAUCAAAGAUGAAAAUCCAAAUUUAAGGAUUUUAAAGGAUGAGAUAAUAAAAUUACGGAACGAGAAAGGAGAUGAUUCGUUGGGUAUAAUUUUUGUCAGAACUCGAGGAACGUGUUAUGCUAUUCGUGAUUGGAUGAAGUCGGAUAGAGAGUUAAGGAAAUUAAAUUUCUGA